AUGAGUUCUGUUGUUAAUGAUGUCUGGUGUCUUUUCUCUCUCUCUAUUGUAUCUUCUAUCAUCUCUCCAGACUCUGUCAGGCUGGUGACUGGGACCAGUCUAUGCUCAGGCAGACUGGAGGUGAAGACUAACCAGUCUAUCCAGCGCUGGUCUUCAGUGUGUGAAGAUGACUUUGACCAGCAGGAUGCAGAGGUGGUCUGUAGGGAGCUUGGCUGUGGGGCUCCUUCAGUCCUCCAGGGGGCGCUCUAUGGAGAAGUGGAGCCUCCAAUGAGGACCAAAGAGUUCCAGUGUGGAGGCCAUGAGUCUGCUCUCCUGGACUGUAGAAGCUCAGGCUCAGAUAGAAACACCUGCUCACCUGGAAAAGCUGUUGGACUCACCUGCUCAGAGUCUGUCAGGUUGGUGGGAGGAGCCAGUCGCUGUGCAGGAACACUGGAGGUGAAACAAGGAGAAUGGAGACCAGUGAGUUACUCUGACUGGAGCCUGAAGAGAGCAGCUGCUGCCUGCAGAGAGUUAGACUGUGGCUCUGCUGUUUCUGUAGAGAGAGAAGAGUCCUCAGACAGAUCUGUGUGGGGGAUCUGGUCUGACUGUGCUGAGUCUGGAUCUGUUCUUAGGGAGUGUGCAACAUCAUCUUCCUCUUCCUCCUUCCUUCAUCUCACCUGCUCAGACCUGCUGCUUCAGCCCAACAUCUCUGUGUCCUCCUCCAUGGUCGGGGUCUCCGAGGUGGACCAGCAGGAGGUGUUCCAGGUGUUCUGGGGCUCCAACUUCACCAUCAGCUGCUCCAUCCAGCCACAGUACCCAGGAGGCUCCUUCCAGCUCACCUUCACCUCCUCCGACUCAACACACAGCUACACCCAGCCAGCUGUCAAUCACUCUGCCCACUUCCUGUUUCCUGCUGCAGAGCCCGCCCACCAAGGAAGCUACAGCUGUGUUUAUCACCUCUAUGUUUUCUCUCAUAACUUCUCCUCUGAGAGCCGUGUGCUCUCUCUCAGCGUCAUGGAUCUGAGGCCUUUAAUCAUCAGAGCGAUCCUCCUGCCGCUGAUUCUGCUGGUGGAGAUCAUUGUCCUUUACUUCUACUGUAGGGCCAACAGGGGGCAGCUGCCGUACAAACAGAAGAACAUUGAUCUCCAGGCCAACAGGGGGCAGCCGCCGUGCAGACAGAACAACAUUGAGCUGGAUUAUUAUAACCUGGGUGUCCCUGCAGCUGAAGGAGGGCCGACUGAAGAGGAAGGAGCUCAGGGAGCUGAGUAG
Molecule: messenger RNA, 1248 nt
Organism: Sander lucioperca (pikeperch)
Lineage: Eukaryota; Metazoa; Chordata; Actinopteri; Perciformes; Percidae
Product: scavenger receptor cysteine-rich type 1 protein M130-like
Exons: 5
Coding region: 1-1248 (415 amino acids)
Cellular component (GO): membrane
Source: RefSeq, a predicted model, not a curated record